AUGUGUCUCAUGUCCCAUGCCUCCAAGUGGUCUGCUGCCUGCCUCGCAGCUGAUCUCCCGCCAAGCUCCUGGAUUAGCGAGGAUAUUUUGUGCACCCAUUUGGCGGAGAUGGAUGAUAGCCAUAUCCUUGGUGAGGAUCUGCCCCUCCCGCCAGCGCGGCUCUUUCAAAGGCUCGCGCAACUGCCCGGAUACACUUGGGACCAAUCUAUCGAACCGUUUCAUUCAACGUAUAAUCACUGGCAUGUCUUUGGCCUCCGACAUGCUGCCGACACCGACGCCUCGACCCCGCUCGCGACCUCGUCUGGACCGUCGAGUAUAACGCGCAGUUCUCCACGAACCGACGCACGACCGCCCUUCCGCCAUCACUGGAGAAGCAGUUUGAGCGAAUCUAGCAGCGAGCUGUCGCUCUCCCGUACCGAGCAUGAGUUUGUGUGGAUUCCUGUGGUAGCUAGGGUGUCGUCGCAUGUCGUUCGGUUGGAGCAUUGCAACCAUACCAUACGACCGCUAGAUCUCAUUCGUCUGCCCUCAGACCCUGGCGAUUUAGGGCCUCUUCUGGUGGCCAUCUUCGAAUCCCCGGGAUUGAACAUGUUACAGGAAUUGGUUGCGUUCGGGCCGGCAUGGUUUGCGAUUGGCGGCAGAAAUGAGAGCGUGGAACCAAGCCCUGGAGAGCAGGUUUCUCUGUCUGUGUUCCUUGACUUUUCAAUUGGCGCGUGUGACUGCCUGGAGCUCCUCCACUACGGGUUGAGAACGGUGCACGGCGAGAUCCGCCCAGACGCCUUUCACUUCAACCGGGAAGCCAGGUCUGUGAAAUUGAUGAACACGGGGAAUGGCGCCAAGGCUUUCGAUAAUGUACUCAGUGAGGGCUGGCUGACAAUAUCGAGAGAGAUUGGCGUCAAAAACAAAUUGCAAUUCAUUGCACCAGAACAAACGGGAAGGAUGCCCACAGAGCCCGACAGCCGAACUGACAUCUACGCCCUGGGUGUGCUUUUCUGGACUAUGUUAGUCGGAAAGCCAGCGUUUACAGGUAGUGAUCCAGUCGAAGUCGUACAAAAUGUUCUUGGGAAAAGGUUGCCGCCAGUCUCAGCUAAGAGGAUGGAUAUUCCCGAUGCUGUUUCUGCGGUGAUUCAGAAAAUGACACAUAAAGCGGUCAAUGAACGAUACCAUACUAUAUCCUCGGUGAAAAGAGACCUGACGCAGAUUUCUCAGUUGCUUGGUGAUGGCGACAGCAAGGCGCUCAAAGACUUCCAAGUUGCACAGCGCGAUGUGUCUUCGUUUUUCACGCUCCCGUCCAAAAUGUUUGGACGGCAGGGGGAAUACGACAAAGUAUUAAGUGUGGUUGAAAAGGUGGCAAGACGUCAGCAGUCCUCUUAUUCCAAGGCGGCCACCCAGAUUUCAAGCAGGCUUGGGUCAAAUUCUUCUCUGUCAGAGGGACGAGUUGAUAGUUUCGACCUCGCGUCAGUCUCCAGUGACUCUGGCUCGUUCCAACUGAAUCCCAGAACUAGUACUAACGGCACUGCCUACAACAUUGGACGCGCUUCGACGCAUGAGUCCUUUCAUAGCACUGAAUCUUCUCUAUCUACGCCGAAGCCUGUCACUAGCAAACCAAAGAGCCCGGUGGAUCCGCGCCAGACGUGGGAUAAUACGGAUCAAGAUGUUGCUCAAAGCUACGACAGUCCGAUGGUUCCGAUCAGCCGGCAUAAAAACCCAAGCAAAUUCCGUCGAUACGGCAAAUGCGAGGUUAUCGCGAUUAGCGGUGCGGCUGGGAUUGGGAAAACUGAUUUGCUGAAUCGUAUUCAGCCAGCUAUACGUAAAUUAGGCUAUAUAGGCAUCGCCCGGCUGGAUCGGGCAAGAAGGGUGCCUUUCGAGCCGUUCGCCAAGGUUCUUGCUAGCCUCCUUCGUCAGAUUUUCUCCGAACGGGAUGUCACGACAGAAUACCAUAACAGUGUCCGCUGCGCGUUGAGACCGAUGUGGUCGACCUUACAUAGAGUCUUGGAGCUUCCAGAGCAACUCAUGUCACCAGGUACCAAUGAAAAGCAGGUGUCUCCCAAAUGUACGGCGGCCCAGUAUAUCUUCAAAGAUAUGACGAGGGGUGAACCGUCGAAGACACCUCUUCCGCGUCUUAGUCAAGGACAAACAUCCGUGGAUUUCUUUCUCACUAAUGCGGCGUCAAAGAACAUGAGGCUGAUGGAAACAUUUUUGGAUAUCCUGAGAACACUUUCUCAGUUCAAGAUGAUUUGUGUGUGCAUCGAUGAUUUACAUUACGCAGACGAUGAGACCAUGGAGUUGAUUACAAACAUUGUCAGAAUGAAGAUUCCGUGCGUUCUUAUACUCACGAGUCGAAAGUCGGAGCUUGAAUCUGAUGCGAUAAAAUCACUUUUCGAAAAUGACAACCCCUCAGUGACAAGGAUAAUAUUGAAGCCACUCUCAGAAGAAGAGGUAAUGGAGAUCGUGGCAGCCACAAUGCACCAACCUCCAAAUCCGACGUUGACCCCUCUCGCAGCUGUCAUCCAGGAGAAGAGUGUGGGAAAUCCUUUCUAUGUCCGUAUGAUGCUAGAGACUUGUUAUAGCACGAAUUGCAUCUGGUAUUCUUGGAAGAACUCAAUGUGGGAGUUUGACCUCGACCGGAUCUUCACUGAGUUUGUGGCACCUAGGUAUGGUGAGGGACUGGGACUAGGUUUUAUCACCAGACGUUUACAGGAGCUCCCGCCGGCGGCACGCUCAAUUCUCGUAUGGGGCGCCUUAUUGGGAAGCCCGUUCUCAUUUUCCUUAGUACAAAAGCUACUUACAAGCGAAUUUCUCUACUCUAGCGAAGAUGAUGAAGUGGUUGAUCUUACAUGUCCCCAGAACGCGAACCUCAUCAGACAAUCUGAGGCCGAUAUCGUUGUUGGAUUGCAGUUUGCGGUACAGGCGAACUUUAUCAUACCUGGCAGCACUGAUGAUGAAUUCAGCCGUUAUGCAAUGGCACGACAUGUGGCCCAGGCUUCCCGAAUCAUCAAAUCUCGUGUCGUUGAGAGACUCGAUUAUCGGAAGAUUCUAUGGGACGCAGCACAGAUCGCCGCGCAAUCGGGGGCGCGCCCAACCGCACUCUGGUACUACCGCCACUGUCUUGACCUCCUGCAAGAUAACCACUGGGAUGACAAUGGCAUCGAUGUCUACUACGAUGAGACAUUACGUCUUUAUACCGCUACAGCGGAGAUGGCUUGGUCUCAAGGAUUUAAUUCGGAAGCUCUCGACUUGCUAUACAAGAUAUUUCACCAUGCUAAAACGGCUGUUUGUAAAUCAAGGGCUUGGAUUAUCAAAGCAAAAUUAUUCGCUCAGCUGGGCGACCAUCCUCGGUCCAUGAAUUCGUUGCUUACAUGUUUGGAAGAGCUUGGCGUGCAUCUCCGGGAACCGACAAGCUACGAAAAUUGCGACGCGGCUUACAAAGUGCUUAAGGGCCACAUUGAACGAGCGGAUUUGAGCGAGAUGGCUCAUAAGUCUGUCAGCAAGGAUAUCAACACGGUCACAAUCGGAACGGUGAUGGCGGAAGCGAUGUCAGUUACCUUCUGGGAUGAUGGGCUCACAUUCUAUCGGAUGGCAAUUGAAAUGAUGAACCAUCAUCUUUUUCGAGGGGGUUUCAUCCAAAUCUGUAUCGGUUGCUCCCACCUUGCCAUGAUUGCCUUCAGCAGAUUCCGGGAUCUUGAUUUCGCUGUAAAACUCAGCGAAUUAGCUCUUACUCUACUUGACCGGUGCCCGGAGCUUUGGACGCGCAGUCGCGGAUCUAUUGUCUAUAACUUCUACGUUGGCCAUCUGCGGGGACCUCUGGCGUCCACGCUUCCAGCCCUCGAAGCCUCAGUUGAGACGUCGCUCGUCUUGGGUGAUCCGUACAUAACUCUGAUCACCAUUUCAGCAAUGGCAAUGACGAGGCUAUUUCUUGGUCACGACCUGGUACUGGUUGAGGUAUUCUGCAACGACAGCCCUAUGGAAAUUAAUGACUGGGAGGUUGACACUCGGGGCGGAGCCACACUUGUUGCUGUUAGGCAAGUUGCGCGGGCUCUACAAGGGAAGACUGAAUAUAGGGUGGCCGACACAGUGCUGAAUGAUGAUAGCCAUAUAACCACCGAAUACAUCGACUUUCUGGAGAAGAAUGCCAGCAACCCCGACCGUCCACGUGACAUCUAUUAUGCCCUCUCAAUGAUCCCGUUGUAUCUCUACGGGCAUCAUGAGAAGGCCAUUAAGCUGGCCACGGAAAUGGACGAAAGUAUUUCCAGACUUUGGUCCUCUCGGGUUUCCUACGUUGUCUAUUUCUACGCCGCCCUUUCUCACUUGACGAUGCACAAUGACAACCCAACGACAGCAUAUCUUGACGGCAAGUUGGAUGUUGUAUUGAAGUACAAGGCCGAAAUCGACUUUGCACGGCGCGCAUGCGAUGCGAACUACGGAAUGUGGGCGCUGAUUCUAGAGGCGUUGGUCUAUGAGGUCCAAGAUGACCACACAUCUGCGCUUCAAUCAUUCGAGGCGGCAAUCGAUCAUUGCCAGGUCCAUCAAUAUCCAAUGGAAGAAGCUCUCGCUCUAGAGCUUUAUGGGGAAUUCCUAGUCCGCCGGGGCGCGAAGCGGGCAGCUCGCUCUGUGAUGCAGGAUGCUAUUACUGCUUGGGCUGCGAUAAGUGCCGUUGGCAAGGCAUCCCAGCUGACCGAGAAGCACGAAUGGCUAUUGAGAACAGCUACUUCUUGCCGAAGUGUAGAUGUUGGCUGCCAAACAGUCGACUCACUGCUUGGAAUCGACCAGGACGUUGGGCAAGAGCAUGUUGGGGUAAACCAAGCUUUGCAAGAAGAGGAUCGGAAACAUCGCUGGCUGGAGCAGAGUGGCGCUACUGCUACAACAGCAGGUGAGCGGUCACUUGAUAUAUCUGGCGUCGGACUUGACAUCAUCGACUUGUCAAGUAUAUUGGAAUCUAGCCAAGUGAUGUCUUCUGAGCUUCAAAUUGAUAAGCUUAUGACGAAGAUGAUUGAAAUUGUUCUCGAGUCGUGCAACGGUUCUGACUUUGCAGUAAUUGCAACGAACUUUGACAACCACUUUACCAUUACUGCUGCUGGAGAUCUUGAGAGAGGACAGAGGUCAUUCGUUGAUGGCCUGCCCUUCUCCGAAAUGGAUGACAAAAUGGCUCAACAAAUAACUCAUUAUGUCAUGCGUACCAGGGAGGAGGUCCUCGUCCAUAAUGUUUUUGAGGACGAGCGCUUCAGCAACGUUAGUGAAGCCUAUCAUACACGAAACCCCAUGAGUCGAUCUGUGAUUGCGUUGCCCAUAAUGCAAGGAGAGCACCUCCACGGUGUCAUCCAGGUUGAGGGGAAACCAAACUCAUUCACUCAACGGAAUCUUGUCGUGCUCCACCUGCUGUGCAAUCAAAUCGGGAUCUCGUUGUCCAACGCGCUGCUUUUCCGCGAAAUCCGCAAAGUCGGCGCCACAAAUGCUUCAAUGGUGGAAUCCCAGAAACGAGCCCUUACCCAGGCUCGGGACGCGGAGCAGAAGGCAAAGGUAGCAGAGGCAGAAGCUAAACACAAUGUGAAGCUGAAAGAAGAUGCCGCCAAGGCAAAGUCCAUCUUCCUUGCUAAUAUCUCCCAUGAUCUGAGAACUCCGAUGAAUGGCGUUAUUGGCCUGUCUGAGUUGCUCAAGGGAACAAAAUUGGAUCGGGAGCAGGAUGAAUACGUUGAAUCGAUCCGUGUCUGUGCCGAUACACUUCUGACCCUCAUCAACGACAUCCUUGACUUCUCGAAACUCGAAGCAGGUAAGAUGAAAAUCUCUACCGUCCCUCUGAACAUCAAAGAGACAAUCUCAGAAGUUGUCCGAGCGCUUCGCUACACCCACCGAGACCGAGGACUCGAAACAAUUGAAGAUCUAGACGAGGUUCCACCGGACCUUGUCGUCCUCGGCGACCCCGUCCGACUCCACCAAAUCUUCAUGAACCUUCUCAGCAACAGCUACAAAUUCACGCCCAAGGGAUCCGUCACCGUCUCAGCCAAAGUUACCCGCGAAGGCAAAGGCCGCGUUCGCCUCGAAUGCUCUGUCUCUGAUACGGGCAUUGGGAUCCCGGACGAGCAAAAGCCACGUCUCUUCCGACCUUUCUCCCAAGCAGACAGCUCCACCGCUCGCUCCUACGGAGGCAGUGGCCUCGGUCUAAGCAUUUGCAAAGCUAUCAUCGAAGACGUCCUCGGCGGCGCCAUCUGGCUCGACUCCGUCCCGGGUGCUGGCACAACCGUAACCUUCCACCUCUCCUUCAACAAAGUCAAGUCUGAGAGUGGCGACAAAAAUGCCCCUUGGUCCAAAUCCGCUAUAACAGACAAGACUGCUCCUCGCCCCGUCGCCCGCGACCUCUCCAUGAUCCCUCGCGACCAGAUUCGCGUGUGCAUCGCUGAAGACAACCCGAUCAACCAAAAGAUUGCCGUUCGCUUCGUCACCUCGCUCGGUCUCCAAUGCGAAGCAUACAGCGACGGCCAGCAAGCCGUCGACGCGCUACGUGCUCGUUCAAAGGAAGGAAAUCCUUUCCACGUCGUGUUGAUGGAUGUCCAGAUGCCCACAUUAGACGGAUACAACGCGACACGUGAGAUCCGGAAGGAUCCCGACCCGAACGUUAACGAGGUCCUCGUCAUCGCGAUGACGGCGAGCGCUAUUGAGGGAGACCGUGAGAAAUGCCUCGAGGCCGGCAUGAACAAUUACCUACCCAAACCGGUGCGCUCGAACAUCUUGAGUGAUAUGCUGGAUAAUUAUCUCGCGCCCGUGCCAACUUUCACGAGGACGAGAAUGUCUCCGGCUGCUCGGGGAAGGGGGAGUAUCAGUACCGAUUCUGCGUCUGUGGCGUCGAAUAGUAUUAGUAUUGCCUCGUCUGGUGCUACUUCUGUUUCCGGCUCUGAUGGAGCUGGCCAUGCUCUUCCUGAACAAAAGUCCCAGUCGCACUCUACAUGA
Aspergillus nidulans FGSC A4 is the source of this 6939-nucleotide messenger RNA. RefSeq names its product protein phkA. Gene Ontology annotation, biological process: signal transduction; phosphorelay signal transduction system. NCBI's taxonomy places the organism in Eukaryota, Fungi, Ascomycota, Eurotiomycetes, Eurotiales, Aspergillaceae. The coding region runs from base 1 to 6939 and encodes 2312 amino acids. The record is from RefSeq and is a predicted model, not a curated record. Gene Ontology annotation, cellular component: plasma membrane. Gene Ontology annotation, molecular function: kinase activity; phosphorelay sensor kinase activity; transferase activity. The transcript has 7 exons.